This is a messenger RNA of Cornus florida, 1117 nucleotides long. RefSeq lists its product as uncharacterized. Lineage: Eukaryota; Viridiplantae; Streptophyta; Magnoliopsida; Cornales; Cornaceae. The record is from RefSeq and is a predicted model, not a curated record. The coding region runs from base 324 to 938 and encodes 204 amino acids. The transcript is spliced from 6 exons.
UCCAAGUACGUGGUCUUCACAUGCUAUUACUGGUAGCCCCCAAUCUUCAGGGAGGAGGGAAAUCGCAGUGUAUUGAGGCUGUUACUGAAACCCUAAGCUCAAUUUCUUUAUCGUCUUCUACUUCAGCUUCUCUUGAAGAAAGACUGUUAGGGUUUAUAUUCGCACAUCAACACUUGUCAUUUUUAUAUUAUCAAUCCCUCAAUCAAUUCAACCGCCAGUUCGAUCUAUAUUAAUUUGGUUUGUCUUUGUAAAUUUUGACGGAAGAUUGGAAGAUUGUUGAGAGGAGGUGUUUUUCUUGGUAUUUUUUAAACGACAACAGUCACAUGGCUGGAAAAGAAGUUCGAGAAUACACCAAUCUCUCCGAUCCUAAAGAUAAGAAAUGGGGGAAAGGGAAGGAUAGAAUAGACGAUGAAGACAUCACUUUCCAACGCAUGGUAGCCAAGAUGCAAGAGGUUGCUGGAGAACGUGGAGGCUACCUGCAUGGACGAGGCGCCUUGGACAGCGAUGAUCUGCUCUAUCUCAAAGAGCAGAUGGAAGCUGAGGAGGAUGCAGAGCGCCUUCUACGACGUACUGAGAAACGGGCAUUUGCCGCAUUUAAAAAAGCCGCAAACAGAGCUGAUUCAUCACCUGUAUCAGUUCCCCUGCCUCUUCGUGUUGAGCCAAAGCCAAAGAGUGGGAUUAGGCAACAAGAUUUAUUGAAAAAGAUGGUGGAAGUUAAACCCAAGCGCCAGAGGGUUUCAAGCCCUUCUUCUGGGAAUCAGUCCAUCCCGGUUUCUAGUGGAAGCGCUCUCACAAAUCAUAAGUCUGAGCUUAAUCAGGAGAAGGAGAAAGAAUGUUCUCAAUCAAGGUCAAACAAACCAGAAGAUGAAGCCAAGGCAGAAAAUCCUGUUAAAAGCUUACUAGUAGCAUACGGUAGUUCUGAUAGUGAAGAAGAUUGAUUGUAAAAUAUGGGGGAAUGUACUGGUGCACUGCAUAUAUUUUGAUAAUUUUAGUAUGCUUGCAUCCCCCAAGUAGUGGUGUGAAUGUUUUGUUGUAAAAAUCCAAAUGUUACAAAUGACAAUCCAGUUUUUGAAGCAUAUUUAUAUUAUUGCAUUAACAGCAUGGAUCAAUUGUACCA